This is a messenger RNA of Drosophila teissieri, 994 nucleotides long. RefSeq lists its product as uncharacterized. The coding region runs from base 206 to 913 and encodes 235 amino acids. The record is from RefSeq and is a predicted model, not a curated record. Lineage: Eukaryota; Metazoa; Arthropoda; Insecta; Diptera; Drosophilidae. The transcript has 2 exons.
UUUUAUACUCGGCAAUAAAAAUGUAAGAAAUCUAAAAAUUGUAGCUAACCACCCAAGAAUUAAAAAAUACUGGAAAAGAUGUAAUGCCAAGAUGGUACUAGAAACCUGUAAAAAAGAGCAAAAGACCUAAUUAAAAUUACAAAAAAAUUAUUUUAAAAGUAAACUUUUUGGGCAUACGACAAAAAUUGUAACAUAAAAUCAAGAAAUGACGGCCACGCCAAAACUCCGAGCUUCGACGAUGGAGUGGUGCGAUCGAAACUCGAGACCCAAGUCUUCAGCGCCCACUCCCGCCGUGCGCCCGGAAGCUACUAGAUGGCAAAAGCCAGGACCCAUGGGCCGGAAUGAGUGGGCCAGCUUCCACAAAACUUACCAAGCAGAUACAAUGGCCUAUAACCUAAGACUGCAGGGUGGAAAGCAGAAGGAAGAUAGUCAAAUUGUUGACAAGCCUUCUUCGGCAGAAGUUAGUUGUCUAAGGGAAAACCAAAAUCGUCUCAGUGUGCCUCGCUGGCAGCGCGAAAAGUAUAUCUCACCGCCACCGGAACAGUUUCCCUAUCGACCACACAUCAUCGGCCGCAGUGUGCCACGUCCGGAACAUGGUAGACCCGUAAGAAGGCCAGCGGUUCCGUGCUGCUUCCAGCAUGAGGAGCUCGAGAACGAGUUUUGGUCUAGCAUGCGGUUUCAUGUGUCGCGGAAAGCACUCACAGCCUGUCCCAGCAAGAAGAUCUAUGAACUGUCCCGGCCACGCCAAUUUCCACUGAAAGCCCACUGCUCAGUGCCCGGCCACUACGAGGACCAGGUGCCCAGACGUCAGAAAAUGUCGCCGCGGCAGUGGCGACAUCAUCUGCAGCGACUCGAGUUCCUUUCGAAACCAAAUCCCCGGGUUCUGGCCGAUCUAAUGUGCUGCUGUCACUAAAUUGGACCAAAAAGAUUACUCCUUAGGCACAGAUCACUUACUAAAUAAAGUAGAUUUAUCCAUUUGGUGGGUUGAGCUGUA